Messenger RNA from Pseudophryne corroboree (corroboree frog), 6014 nucleotides. RefSeq names its product LHFPL tetraspan subfamily member 2 (gene LHFPL2). The coding region runs from base 926 to 1603 and encodes 225 amino acids. Lineage: Eukaryota; Metazoa; Chordata; Amphibia; Anura; Myobatrachidae. The transcript has 5 exons. Gene Ontology annotation, cellular component: membrane. The record is from RefSeq and is a predicted model, not a curated record.
CGGGCUGCUGCUGCUGCUGCUGUGUGUGUGCUGAUACUUUGUAGCACUCUGGCAAUCUCAGUGCACGUUCUAUGAGUGUUGGGGGAGGGAGCAUCGGGCUGCUGGAGCCGCAUAACGGGGAUAUUGAAUGCAAUCACACGGGAUAUACAGCAGGGAGCUGCGAUCACCUGUGGCGGAUAAGGAGAUUCAACAGUGUUUUCAAGUGAACUGAAGAGCCCAUCCCUGUGAAUAACAAGAAAGAAAAUAAAAAUGUUACCAUGAGCCAAUUUUCAUUGUACGCUCCAAGCUUUUAAAUGUAAGAUCUUCAAUCAGUCCAGCAUCAUACAAACAGAAUCUGAGAACUCAGCAUCAUUGUUGUUCUUGGUCAUCCAACAAAAAUCAGUCCAAUGUACAAAACUAUGGGAUAUCGCAAACAUCCCCAAGAUAAUUCAGAAGCCUCUGGUUUGGACAUCAGUAGCAAGUUGGAGCGCAUUUAAAGAAUCCCCUUCUGGAAGGAUUGCAGCCAUCCUCACUAACCUCUAAUGGUUAGCCUACAUACACCAAGAUCAGCAUAAAGCUGCUAUUCCAUGCUCCCACACACAGAGACCUGAUUUUGUGUACUUACAAGGUGUGUGAUGUCAUCCCGGUGGGCGGAGCCUUGGAACUUGCUUGGAACACUGAAGACUCAUGUUUCAGUAUGAAUGUAUGACCGAGGGAUCUGCAGCACAGGACAGAUGAGGGGAGAGCUAUUUCAUUGACUACAAAGUGUCUGGAAUACAAAACCUUAAGAAGCUGGACUUCUGUUUUUUUCCACCUCACAGGAUUAUAUAUAUAUAUAUAUAUAUAUAUAUAUAUUCCCCUCUCCCCUUUUUUUCUAUUUCUCCAUCAACGUGAUCAUAUACAAUUGUGAUUUAGCACUGGUAGAAGGCUUUUGGUGGGGUCCACCAUGUGUCAUGUCAUUGUAACAUGUCGCUCUAUGCUAUGGACCAUCCUCACUAUUGUAGUUGCCUUUGGAGAACUCAUAGCUUUCAUGAGCGAGGACUGGCUGAUUGGCAGAGCUAAACACACGGACAUUGAGAAUGUGACUGGCGGGCAGCUAGAGGCUUAUCGUCCCACACUGGGCAUCUAUGGACGUUGCAUUAAAGUGCCUCAAGUACAGUACUUCCGGAGGGAUCCCUUCUGUGGCCCCUACGCAGAGCAUUUUAAUGAGAUAGCAAGUGGCUUCUGGCAGGCUACCGCUAUCUUCCUAGCAGUAGGGAUUUCCAUCCUCUGUAUUGUAGCUUUCGUAUCCGUCUUUACCAUGUGCGUGCAAAGUGUGAUGAAGAAAAGCAUAUUCAAUGUGUGUGGGCUGCUACAAGGAAUUGCAGGUCUUUUUCUUAUACUCGGCUUAAUUCUUUACCCUGCUGGAUGGGGAUCCCAGAAGGUCCUGACAUACUGUGGACAUUAUGCCUCUGCGUACAAGCUUGGAGAGUGUUCCCUGGGUUGGGCUUUCUAUACAGCCAUCGGAGGCACCGUCCUCACCUUCAUCUGUGCCGUCUUCUCCGCACAGGCCGAGAUCGCCACCUCUAGUGACAAAGUGCAGGAGGAAAUAGAAGAGGGGAAGAACCUCAUAUGUUUGCUUUAACCAGCAAGGAUGGAUUGUCCCUUUAAACUUUUUAGACUUUUUAGAAAAAGGGAUUGACCUGUUUACACAGCCCAAAGCUUGCACGGAUUAAUAUCUCUGCCAUACCGCCUCUCCGGCAUCUUAUUGCCUUUGGUGGAAAGGUUGCUAGUGAUGCAGAAACGUGGAACCUAAAGACGUGAUUGUAGUGCACAGCACAAGGAAAAUGAAGUGCAAACCUAUAGACCGGCAUAUAAUAUUUGCCCAAGGUUUCUGGUCCUACACCUUCUGAAAAGUCACUUUAAAACUUAUUUUUUUUUCUAUAUUUUUAUCCCCCUCCUGCAUAUCAUUAAGCCAACAAUGUGUUCUCCAUUUGUGUGUUUGUAUUGAUUCACAGACUUCUUUCUUGGAGAUUUUUCAGAUUUAUUUUGUCCUUUUGAAGCCACUGCUCGCAGACAGAUCUAGAACUUCUCUAGACAGAGGUCUGCUAACUGGAAUUUCUCUGCCGGUGUUUUGCCGUGGUUCUUUAUGUGGUGCAUAUGAAUGUGUAGAUGCGUAUUGAAAUAAUAAUAUUACUACGUAUGGAGAGAAACCACUGCAUUUACAAUAAGAAGUAUUUGGAUGCAACCAUUUGAAGGUACCUUUCUAAAGGCGUCUAAGCAUUGGUUAGAUUUGUAGACUCCUCUAUUAGUGAUGAAUACGCACUGAAUAUGCAUUGAUAAUGUCAAAAAGGGGUGCCAUAUAUUUCCUUGUCAGGUUAUGCAAAACUAGGGAUGCACAGAGGGAAUUUGGCUUUUAAUGUGCACCAACUGUCUACUUACAGGGGUGUCUGAUAUCUUGUAGCCUAAACCAAGCAUGCAGCUACCAUUUACAUAGGAACUGGUGACCAUACAGAAGCAAGAGGGAUACAAUUAGUUAAUAGGCUCCAUUUUUGUAAAUAUUGGUUCAAACCCAUAAAAUACUGCCGUCAACAAUGAAGAUAGCAUAGACUACACUCCAUGCUUUUUUCAACCUAGUGCGGCUCAGACUUGCAAACAAAAGUAAAUCUGAUUGGUUGCUUCUGUACUGUCGGUGCCAUGUAAUACCCCUUUUCCACUAUCUUUUUUAAACACGGGUAAAUGUGCGGGGGUGCGCAUUUACCCGUGUUUUUCCCUAGUGGAAACGGGUCCCCCGGCAAAUUCCCGACUCAAAUGAUCCGGGAAUCCUACCCUGGUAGCUAGCCGGGUUGAACACAUGUUCAACCCGGCUAGCUGUCUAGCGUUCACAGUGCAUAGGUAGGGCGGCGCUGGGAGAUCAUGUGAUCUCCCAGAUCCGCCCCUGCCGCGUCACUAGCACGUCACCAACCCGGCAAUUGCCGGGUUGGUGAGAGCUGUCUGCAGGGGGCUGUAACACGGGUCGCAGCCGUGUCAGGCGACACGGCUGCGACUCGUGCUACGCUAGUGGAAAAGUCUGGACACUCACUGGUGACAUAUAGUCCUCCUAAUUGUGCUGUGGUAGUAUAGGGAAGAGUUAAGCCAAAACAUGUAUAGACUUGAACCUAGUAAAACAUAUACACACAUCAGCUGGGAUCGGUAUGAAAUACCUCCAAUCAAAAUCCCGACGUUCAAAAUCCCGACACCAAUUGACCGAUGGUCAAAAUCCCGACAAGGUCAAAAUACCGACAUGGACAAAAUACCGACAUUUAAAAUACCGACAAGGUCAAAAUACCGACAUGUAAAAUGCCGACAGGUCAAAAUGCCGACACACGUUUUCUUGUUGUUUUUUGUGUGUAUGUCGACAUAAGUCAACAUGGACACCAUAUAAAGUGUACCGCGUCCCCUCGCAUGACUCGCUGCGCUUGCCAUGCUUCGGGCACGGUGCCUCGCUACGCUCAGCACACUACUAUAUUCCCCCUCCAGGUCCACUGGGAUGGUAAAGUAUGAACAAGUCGGUUUCAAUGAAAAAAAUCAUGAAAAACUCAUGUCGGUAUUUUGACCUGUCGGCAUUUUACAUGUCGGUAUUUUGACCUUGUCGGUAUUUUAAAUGUCGGUAUUUUGUCCAUGUCGUGAUUUUGACCAUCGGUCAAUUGGUGUCGGGAUUUUGAACGUCGGGAUUUUGAUUGGAGGUAAACUGACUGCAUCCCCAUCAGCUAUGGAGACUGUGCAGCAUUGAAGAGUUAUCUGUUAACUGUAUAACAUUCUGACAUUCAGUUGCAGAGGUUUUUCAAAUCACUAGUAAUGUUCAUUUUUGGAAUUCUGAAAAAUGCAACUACAGCAUUGGUGCUUAAUAUUCCCCAUUCAGAAUUCUUUGGAUUCAUAGUACGGUUGAAAGUGUACAUCUACAAAGCUAUAGAGAAUAUGUGUAUUUGUAUUGUACCCUGCUCUCUCUGAUGGUCAGCUGUCUGACACCUGAGUUCCCCACUGAAUAUACUGUCCCAGAAUGUAAAGCUCUUUGCAGCAGAGUAUUUGUAAACGUCCCUAUAUAUGUUUGUGAUUGCAGAGCAUUUGAGGUUCACAGUACUGUUUGGACAUAUUCUAUGGGGAUAUUCCUGCACUAAGCAUUCAUGAUCUGACUAUCUGUACAAGAAUAAGUAUUUUAGAAUAAUAAGUGCCAAUAUUACAUAACCCCUCAGCAGUGCCAAGCAAAUGCUACAGAUCAGUGUCUAACCACUACUACAGAUCCAUGUAUGAGGAGCGUCAUUGUGUACUGAGUGUUCAUCCCCUAUUCACAAAGCAUUACACUUUACACAAUACGGCUAAAACUUGAAGGGAGAUAUGUAUGAAGAAAGUGGAGACAUCAACCAUUGCAAACAAUAAUUUUAUAGACAAUUAGUGUAGGCAAUCUGUGGCACUACACAUCCCAACAUGACGUGUCAUAGAUUUGCUCUUAGGGCAUGCUAAAACUGUGGCAUGGCAUUCUGUGAUUUGUAGUUCCACAGCAACUAGAGUUCCACAAGGUUGCACACCCCUAGUGUAGACUGUGCUUGGUAAAUGAUAGCUCGAAGGUAAUUGCUUGUUUUGGGCUAGCUUGUCCACUUUAUCUUUCUCGAAGGUAAUUGGUUGUUAUGGGCAGCUUGUCCACUAUAUCUCUCUCUCAGGUUUGAUACAUCUCUCCUUAAGGGGGUGUGGGGUAACUCGUGCCUCACUGUUUGUCCCAUAGCCUGUUGUAGGAGACACUACAUGCGUCACUUAUCACAAGUGUGCGUAUGUAAGAGAACCCCAUCCGCUCAUUCAGUCUGACUGAUUCCUCGUUUAUCCCAUCACUCUACCACUGGGCCACAGCCUACAUGAAGUUCUCUACGUUGUAUUUAUUGAAGACCCUUUUCUGUUCAGAGCCUCAGGUUGCUGGUAAACUGCUGAAGGAGGAGUAACCCAGAACAUGUGGCAAUUUGUAAUGAAAAUAAUGGUGGGAAUAAAAGAAUUUGUAGGCUCUCCGUUUUGGAGUACCUGACCACUACCGCACCAUGGGCGGGAUGUACUAAGCGGAAAAUGGGGUGGGUAGGGGGGAGAGCCCACCGCCGCAUUGGGGCUAAUAGGAUAGCUUUGAGCGAUAUAAUUACUACUCCGGGCAACUGGAUACUCCCCACCUCACCCACCCCUUAGUGUCUCCCAAUGCAUUUAGGAGCCACUAUAUAGGUAUUUCAUUAUUGGUGCAAACCAAAGAGCCAUUUGUACUACAUAAAGGAGGAAAUCCCAUCCCCAUCGCUGCUUUCUACAGGUAACAUGCAUACGAUCCGGCCCCUCCGUUAUAUGCUAGAAACGGACAUGCUUUAAUACAUUUCCUUUUUGUCUUAUAUGCUUGAAAAAUCACAUUAAGACCAAAUUGCAUCUCCUUGAAGUGUCCUGUUUUUACAGUAUGAUGUAAAUGGAUCCUUGUUCUUAGUGUGGAACAAUUAUAAAAUGUCUGUGGUCCGCAAAAACUGUGUACACAAGCCAUGUAUUGUCUCGUGCCAUCAUUUUUUUUCUCUUCAAAUUCAGCUGUCGCAUAUUUCAAAGAGAAAAACAAAUGAAAUAUGUCUGGGUCUGUGUAAAACUAUGUGCAAUAACAUAUGAAACUUAGUAUUAUGAAGUAAUGUGCUUUAUAAUGUACCGGUUGCCUAGAAAAAGUGAAGGCAGCCAUUUUGUAUGGGCUGAACCAAUAUUGAUUUAAUCAAUUCAGUAUGGACUAGUGACCUCCACAGAGGCACAAGGUACCAGCUCCUGGUAAAUUGUCUGCAUUAUCAGGAAUAUCUGCUCACAUUGCAAAAUGGCUGCUCCCACGUUAUGGGAGUGAUGAGGUAGACAAUUGUGUUUUUUUUUUUUAUAUUAACAUUCUCAAGCAGCUCAAUUGAAACUUUUGUACAUACAGUUAAAUUUAUGAAAUGCCACAACCAAAAUGUAAUGCUUUUGAUACUGUGAGUUCAGGGUCAUUCGGAAACAAAGAAAUUAACUUUCAUUAAAAAAAUUAAAUAUAAAAA